AUGUACCAUCGCAGAGAUAUUCCGGAAAGGGAUAUAUACACAGUUUUAGGCCACUCAUUAUCGUCACCUACGAGAACUCAUCCUCUCCAAAGCCCGACCGCAUCUCCGACAACUUCCACCUCGACUGCAAUCCCAACCAAGAGCUUGAAGAAUUGCAACGUAGAAGGCAUUCCGGCAGACUACCUCGUCUCCAACAUCCUCGAUAUGCGAUACGCUUACGACGCUCUUUCAUGCCAAUUGAAAUGCAUGUACAUGUCAAGAUGCGAAUCCUACUCGUGGCAGAUGCCCGUUUCGGAAGACUCGAACAAUUGCGUCUUCUACUCAACGCUCAUUGAUGGUGUGAGGAAGGUUACUGCAAGCAAUAUCAGUGGGAUAUUUUUCUCGGAUAAAUACCCAAGCGACAAAAGCAACUUUUGCUAUGGCAGCACAGAGUUAUGA
Messenger RNA from Mollisia scopiformis, 438 nucleotides. RefSeq lists its product as uncharacterized. Lineage: Eukaryota; Fungi; Ascomycota; Leotiomycetes; Helotiales; Mollisiaceae. The record is from RefSeq and is a predicted model, not a curated record. Bases 1 to 438 code for a protein of 145 amino acids. The transcript has a single exon.